Molecule: messenger RNA, 504 nt
Organism: Mixia osmundae IAM 14324
Lineage: Eukaryota; Fungi; Basidiomycota; Mixiomycetes; Mixiales; Mixiaceae
Exons: 5
Coding region: 1-504 (167 amino acids)
Source: RefSeq, a predicted model, not a curated record
AUGCGCUUGCUUUGCGGGACGCUAUUGGGACUCUCUGCGCUCACGGCAUUUGCAAUGGCCUCGCCCGUCAAAUCGGCCGCAAAUAGUCUUGCGGAGCGUGGCAACGACCUCGUCGAGCGUAACGUCCUGGAACCGCAUGGCAAAGAUGCUCUGGUCGAACUCUACCUCCAGUAUGGCAAAGGCUCACAGGACCAUUUCAUGGUCAUAGCAAAACUGUCCUGGAACGCCGAUGGCUAUUUCGAUCAGGCCACAUCGACCGGAGACGUACUAGCGACAUUCGAUGUCUCUGGAACCAUCGGAGGCCAGCCCUUUUCAGGAUUCACGUUCUUGAGCCACGCCGCGGACUAUCUGCUACUCGUCAACUUCAUCCAUGAUAAGAACGGCAAGAUCCAGAGUUGCGCGCCUGUCAACGGAUAUGCUCAGUGGUUGGCCCCUCACAACAUCGAGAUCAGUCCAUCGAUGCACCACCUGUGCUUUGUCAACGGCAUGCAAGUCGGACCAUAG